AGAGAGAGAGAGAGUGUGUGUGGUUCUGUGUGUGUGUGUGUGUGUGUGUGUGUGUGUGUGUGUCCUUUGCAAUAUUUGGGCUGCAUGUGUUCUUAUUGUGCGCGUGCACAGUCUGAACAGUCGCUGAAGUACUACUACACAAAUAAACCGCCGCGUGCACGUACACUCACGCACUUGCAGCCGCCGCAAUACAUAUUCCAAUGCCCCCCCCCCUUAACCGACAGCCAAUCAGCGUGUACUAUCCUGCGGAGUGGGCGGGGCGUGCGACUCAUGAAUAUCCAGCAGGAGCGCGCGGCGUGCGCGUAGACCGCGGGGUCGAGAGUAGUGUUGUGUUGUGUUCGCGCCUGAGACGCGGCGGGUUUCACACACGGGCCCUGAACGGCUGCAGCGGAGAGACAGCGCGAGGUUCCCCCGGUGCAGGAGGCAGCAGCUCCCGGUAACGGUCUUUCGGAUCACCGCCCCCUCACCCACCCCCACCCCACCGGUGCGCGCACGGAGCUCAGCAGCGGACAAUGCCUGGCAAAGCCGCGGUGGCAGCGGCGCCUCAGCCCCGUGCCAGCGUCGUGACGGUGGCACCGCAGAAGUCGUUUCCGUUUGUUUUGAAGAAGAUCAUGGACAUCCCCCCCCCGAACAUCCUGGAGGAGGGGGACGACGAAAUAGAGAAGGAGAAGCUCUGCUCAUCUGAGGAUGUGGAGGGAGGCGGGGCAGAGUCAGCCAGUGCUGGUGCUGGUGGAGGUUCUCGAGGAGGAGGUGGCGGUGGCGGUGGCGGAGGAGGAGGAGGAGGAGGAGGAGGCGUGUCAGCCUCCCUGACCCCUGCCAUUUGGGAUAAGACCAUUCCCUAUGAUGGGGAGACCUUCCACCUGGAGUACAUGGACCUGGACGAGUUCCUCCUGGAGAACGGCAUCCCCGUCAGCCUGGAGCAGGGCCUGCAGAAGACGCUGACCUCCGUGGAGGGCAAAGGCAAAUCCAUCGCCAAGGUUGCUGCUCCUGCUGCCACUGUUGUUGCUACUCCUCCUCCUCCUCCUCCUCCUGCUGCUGCCGCUGCUGCUGCUGCUGCUGCUGCUGCUGCUGCUGCUUCAGCCUCAGCAUCCUCCCCAUCCUCCCCCUCUGCCUCCAGCGCCACCUCCACUGUCACCUCAGAACCAGAAGAAACGAAGACGAUCACCACUUUACAACCAGCUAAACUAGAGGAAGAGGAAGAGGAAGAAGAAGAAGAAGAGGAAGAGGAAGAGGAGGAGGAGGAGGAAGAGGAAGAAGAAGAAGAAGAAGAAGAGGAAGGACAAGAAGAGGAAUCUCAGUGUGAGGAGGAGACAGCAGAAGUGAAGGAGAAGAAACCAAAACGCAGCACGCCCUCCCCCAUUGACCCAGAUGCACUUGAGGUGGACAUCAACUUCCAACCAGAUCCCACAGACCUGGUCCUGUCCAGUGUUCCGGGAGGAGAACUGUUCAACCCCCGCAAACACAAGUUCUCGGACCAGGAGCUGAAGCCACAGCCCAUGAUCAAGAAGGCCAAGAAAGUGUUUGUUCCUGACGAACGCAAGGAUGAGAAGUACUGGUCCAGGAGAAAGAAGAACAACCUGGCGGCGAAGCGCUCCCGUGACGCGCGGCGGCUGAAGGAGAACCAGAUCACGGUGCGCGCCUCCUUCCUGGAGCGGGAGAACGCGGCGCUGAGGCAGCAGGUGGCCGAGAUGCGGAAGGACUGCGGCCGCUGCAAGAACACCCUGGCCCGGUACGAGGCGAAGUACGGCCCGCUGUAAACCCGUCCGAAUAUAACCUGUGAGGUGUCAAUGAGACAAAAGCAGAAGUCCCUUCCCCACAAAAUUCAACACAGACACAAAUACCAAGGGAAUCUCCAUUUGCACUUUUGUCUUCGCUGGCCACCAGUCACUGUGUUCUGUGCUCCAGUUGUUGUUGUUGUUGUUGUUGAUUUCAACCUGAUGCUGGAGUUUUGGAUUCACACUGGCAGGCAGUGAGGCGUGAUGGGAGCGGUGGUCACAGGACGGCCUGUGGAGAGCGCCUGGCUCCUUCACUCAGAGUGUGAUUGUGGAAACUCCCGAAGGUCACACACACACGGAGGUCAAGGUCUGUCUCGAGACGGUUUCAGAGAAGUUGAGGGAUAAGAAAAAGAGCAGGCUGGUACAAAAGAGUCACACGUUUUUUUUUUGAAAAACGAAGACACACACUUCCAUUUUCCUCACUGCACAGCAGCUCUUCCUAGAGGACCAAAGCAUGAGUAACGUCAGCUAGAAGUCGUGUAUUUAGAAAAGGGGCACGCGGUCCCUCACGUUUCCUUGUGUUGCACUUACGUUAGUGUCUGUACUUCCUUUAAAAUGCUCCAGCUGAGGCUCAUAGGAAGGCCCGGGGGGGAGAGGGACACACGAAAACAUGAAUUCAGGAGCAGGAGGCGGAUUCGCCGCCUGAAGAGAGAGACGGAGACGAGUCAAAGAGCUCAGGUCAGCAGAGGAGGAGGAGAGGAGGAGAUAGUGGCGAGAUUCAGUCACAGUUAAUUCCCUCUUGUAAUCCACAUCUGCACACACACACACACACACACACACACACACAC
This is a messenger RNA of Hippoglossus stenolepis (Pacific halibut), 2563 nucleotides long. It is a transcript of the gene tefb, whose product is annotated as TEF transcription factor, PAR bZIP family member b. The transcript has 4 exons. Gene Ontology annotation, cellular component: nucleus. The record is from RefSeq and is a predicted model, not a curated record. NCBI's taxonomy places the organism in Eukaryota, Metazoa, Chordata, Actinopteri, Pleuronectiformes, Pleuronectidae. Gene Ontology annotation, molecular function: RNA polymerase II cis-regulatory region sequence-specific DNA binding; DNA-binding transcription factor activity, RNA polymerase II-specific. The coding region runs from base 513 to 1757 and encodes 414 amino acids. Gene Ontology annotation, biological process: regulation of transcription by RNA polymerase II.